AUGGAAACCAUAGACAAGAGUGCUUCUCAAGUAACCUUAACCUCCUCCGCAAUCUUCACCGUAUCUUCCUCCUCCUCCGCCUCAUUUUCCUCAUCUACAACAUCUUCUUCUUCUUCUUCAUCAACAACAACGUCUAACUCUAAAAGAAAACCAUCUCCAAGAUCAUUAGCCGCUCAAGAAGACGAUGAUAAGGCCUUAAAACGGCGAAAGAUCAGCGGCGGAGAUAAGCAUCCGACGUAUAGAGGAGUACGGAUGAGGAGCUGGGGAAAAUGGGUGUCGGAGAUAAGAGAGCCGAAGAAAAAAUCAAGAAUCUGGCUCGGAACUUAUCCAACGGCUGAGAUGGCAGCUCGAGCUCACGACGUAGCAUCUUUAGCCAUUAAAGGUACAACGGCUUAUCUCAAUUUUCCUGAAUUAUCCGGCGAGCUUCCACGUCCGGUCACCAAUUCUCCUAAAGAUAUUCAAGCCGCUGCCACCGCCGCCGCCGUGAAUUGGCAAGAUUCCGGCGUAAAUAGCCUCCGGGUGAAUAGUUCUGAGUUAGCUGAAGCCGAGCCGAGUCGAGUGGUGAUGGCUCAGUCGUUGUCAGGUAGUGUGGUGUUUUCUUCGGACAUUAAUACACAAGAUUUGUCGGAAACUUCGUGUGCCUCGACGACGUCGUUUGCGGACAAAGACAAGGAGGAAGAGAAGCUGUUUGAUUUGCCGGAUUUGUUUACCGAUGAGAUGAUUAUACGAAACGAUGCGUUUAAUUAUUACUCGUCCACGUGGCAGCUAUGUGGAGCUGAUGCUGGGUUUCGGCUUGAAGAGCCGUUUUUCUGUCUCAAUGACUAAAAUCACACUCCAGCUCACUAACACCUAAUUAAUUAGAGUACCCCCUUUUUCUUCUUCUUUAUUUAAAAAAAAAAAAAAAUCUGUUUGUCUUCUUCUUCUUUUUUUUUUUCUUUUUUUUUUUCUGUUUGAGUGUUAGUGAUUCUUCUGUAUAGAAACGAGUUCCUUUUGAUUUUCUUUUGGGUUUUUAGCAAAAGGGUGUUUGAUGAAUUAUUUGUGUAAUAUAAAUGUGGUGAUAACAUUUCUCUUAGAAAAAGAAAGCCAUGAACCAAAAAAAGAUUCCUGAUCAACAGAAAUAAGAAUGAAACCUAGUGGUUUGUUGACAAUCGUCAUAAUACUC
Messenger RNA from Eruca vesicaria subsp. sativa (arugula), 1162 nucleotides. The record is from the annotation of a GenBank genome assembly. Lineage: Eukaryota; Viridiplantae; Streptophyta; Magnoliopsida; Brassicales; Brassicaceae.